GCGCGUGCUCCGGAGGACGCCGCACCCGGCUGGAGGCCCUGGACGCUGCUCCCCAAGCUCCACCGCACCAUGGCCCCGAAGCUGCUGCUCUUCCUCUGCCUGUUCUCGGGCUUGCACGCGCGGUCCAGAAAGGCGGAAGAGGAUGAAUAUGAGGAUUCAUCAUCAAACCAAAAGUGGGUCUUGGCUCCAAAAUCCCAAGACACUGAUGUGACUCUUAUUCUCAACAAAUUGCUAAGAGAAUAUGAUAAAAAGCUGAGGCCAGAUAUUGGAGUAAAACCGACUGUAAUUGACGUUGACAUCUAUGUUAACAGCAUUGGUCCUGUGUCAUCAAUAAACAUGGAAUACCAAAUUGACAUAUUUUUUGCUCAGACCUGGACAGACAGUCGCCUUCGAUUCAACAGUACUAUGAAAAUACUCACUCUGAACAGCAACAUGGUGGGAUUAAUAUGGAUUCCAGACACAAUCUUCCGUAAUUCUAAAACUGCAGAGGCUCACUGGAUCACCACCCCCAAUCAGCUACUCAGAAUUUGGAAUGAUGGGAAAAUCCUUUAUACUUUAAGGCUCACUAUAAAUGCAGAAUGCCAGCUGCAGCUGCACAACUUCCCCAUGGAUGAGCACUCCUGCCCACUGAUUUUCUCCAGCUAUGGCUACCCCAAAGAAGAGAUGAUUUACAGAUGGAGAAAAAAUUCAGUUGAGGCAGCUGAUCAGAAAUCCUGGAGGCUUUAUCAGUUUGACUUUAUGGGCCUCAGAAACACGACAGAAAUUGUAACAACAUCUGCAGGUGAUUAUGUUGUCAUGACCAUAUAUUUUGAAUUGAGUAGAAGAAUGGGAUACUUCACUAUUCAAACAUACAUUCCCUGUAUACUGACUGUGGUUUUAUCCUGGGUGUCAUUUUGGAUCAAAAAAGAUGCUACACCAGCAAGAACAGCAUUAGGCAUCACCACAGUGCUGACGAUGACCACGCUCAGCACCAUUGCCAGGAAUUCCUUGCCCCGUGUGUCCUAUGUGACUGCCAUGGAUCUCUUUGUGACCGUUUGCUUCUUAUUUGUUUUUGCUGCUCUGAUGGAGUACGCCACCCUCAACUACUAUUCAAGUUGUAGAAAACCAACUACCACUAAGAAGAAAACAUCGUUAUUACAUCCAGAUUCCUCAAAAUGGAUCCAUGAGAGAAUAAGCCUACAAGCCCCCUCCAACUAUUCUCUCCUCGACAUGAGGCCACCACCACCUGCAAUGAUCACUUUAAACAAUUCUGUGUACUGGCAGGAAUUUGAAGAUACCUGUGUCUAUGAGUGUCUGGAUGGCAAAGACUGUCAGAGCUUCUUCUGCUGCUAUGAAGAAUGCAAAUCAGGAUCUUGGAGAAAAGGGCGUAUUCACAUAGACAUCUUGGAGCUGGACUCAUAUUCCCGGGUCUUUUUCCCUACAUCAUUCCUGCUCUUCAACUUGGUCUAUUGGGUUGGAUACCUGUAUCUCUAAAUGUUGCUAUGGUGAUGAGUGAAGAGCACUAGGUUUCCCUCUUUACCUUUCACCCUCCCCAGACCAGUAGUGACCAACUGCAGUAGAAGGAAGGAACACUGCUCAGUUUAUCUGAAGUUAUACAUUACCUUUGAGCAGUACAGGAGUAUGUGGCAAAUAUUUCUAUUAUGUAUUUCACACUCACACACGUGUGCGCACACACACA
This is a messenger RNA of Neomonachus schauinslandi (Hawaiian monk seal), 1678 nucleotides long. It is a transcript of the gene GABRG3, whose product is annotated as gamma-aminobutyric acid type A receptor subunit gamma3. NCBI's taxonomy places the organism in Eukaryota, Metazoa, Chordata, Mammalia, Carnivora, Phocidae. Gene Ontology annotation, biological process: regulation of postsynaptic membrane potential; chloride transport; nervous system process. Gene Ontology annotation, cellular component: dendrite membrane; GABA-A receptor complex; synapse. The record is from RefSeq and is a predicted model, not a curated record. The coding region runs from base 70 to 1473 and encodes 467 amino acids. Gene Ontology annotation, molecular function: GABA-gated chloride ion channel activity; GABA-A receptor activity; transmitter-gated monoatomic ion channel activity involved in regulation of postsynaptic membrane potential. The transcript is spliced from 10 exons.